GCGGCUCGACCAAUGGCGAGGCAGCUUUGAGUCGGCGAGUGUCCAUGCCAUCCUCCAUGUUGAACGUCUCGGUUCUCGCCCGGACUGAGUCAAACAUGGUCUCCUUAGUGAAUAUAUGAUAAUAAGUGCACCGAAAAUGUCCUCGAUCUCGCAGGGCUUGGAGUUCCUUGACCUGGAUGGGGUGGGAGAGGAUGUCAGCCAAUAUCUGGUGGCACUCUGCCGGGAGAGUAAUCCUGCUGUGCAGGUGCUGGCCACGGAGGUGCCCAUUGCCCCUCGGAGGGUUGGGGCCACCGCAGAAGAACAGGCAGCUUCCUCCCCUGCUCUGUCACCAUCCCCACAAGUAACAGCUGCUGACAAGGAAGUGGAGGAGCCUCCAAUGCUGAUGGACCAGACCAUUCCUGACAUUGGCCAUGAGGAGUUCGCAGGACCAGGGACUUUCCUCCCUGAUGGGGGCUUCGUUGGCGAUGGUAAGGUGAGUGUGAUGGCUGACUCUCGACCACCACCACCACCACCCCAGGCCACCUCCAUCACCAGCACCACUAUCACCACCCCAACCACCACCACCACCACUGCUGCAGCUGCCACACUGGCCACCUCUGUGCCUGCAGAGAUAGUCCCGGUCAGGGACUUCAACGUGCCUCCACCCAUUAUUUCUUCGCAGAACCAGCAGGGAGCUCCACAGGGGGGCCAGCAGAUGUUCCACCAACCUUAUCUGUCAGCUUCCCCUAACAACCCCCCAAUAUAUAACCCACACAUGCCCCCCCCUCCACACCCGCAGCCUCCGCCUAAUAACUUGUACACUCAAAUCCCGCCGCCUACUGUUUUGCCUCAUGGAGCAACAGUCUAUGUCGCUAACUGUCACGUCAACCUUUCCCCCUAUAAUGGAGGUCAGGGGCAGGCUCCUGUUAUCACAUCAAGUGCUGGACCGUCUCAGUCUCCUCCAGCUGCCCCUGUCAUGCAGUCUGUGCCAGUCAUGUCUGAUCAGCCUGCUGUGCAUGUGCCUCCCGUUGUCAAACCCAUGCAUGAAAAUAAGCCAGAGUUUGAGAACAGGAGGUUUGACCAGUUCAGAGGGGGCCACCGUGGGCGUGGGCGUGGACGUGGACGUGGGAAGCGCAACAACAGUGAGAGAAGCAACUCGGUCAGCAGUGACCACUCAGGGUAUGGCAAUGAGAAACACUACACAGAUGGCAUGGGACCCCCCCAAUAUGGCCAUGUGGCUGGACCCUAUAUGUAUCCAAAUGUGCCGUACCAAAUGCGUGGAGCCAAUUAUCCACACUACCCUAGUGUCCCAGCUGCACAAACUGUUCAGGGUGUACCACUUAUGUACCAACCUCAACAGUACUCCCAUUAUGUACAGUAUCAGGCUCCAAACCAGGGCCACAUGAUGCCCUACCAGCAGCAGACAAUGCCUCCUGGCUCGCAGCAUCCCAGCACACUCCAGCACAUGCACCAUCAGCUGCCACAUCACCAAUCUACACACCAGCCCCCACAGCAACCUCCACAUCAUCACCAGCCUCCGCCGCCUCUACAGCACCAGCAGCCUCCGCUUCAUCAUCAUCAACAGCAGCAGCCGCAUUACCCACAACAUGAGCCACAGCAAGUUCAUGUACCUCAUCAGGAUCAAUUUCACGUACCAGCACAGCCACAGCAGCAUCAGCAGCCUCCCCCUCCACAGCCACAGCCACCACCCCCUCAACAACCUCCUCCUGCAGUAUUGGAGCCCCAGCAGCAGCCACCAGUAGCUCAACAGCAGCCGGCAAACUACGAACCCCAGGAAGCUCCAUUGCCAGUAGAAGGCCAAACCAAUGGACAGUUUGUGGCCGACUCUCAGGCUCCUGCUUCACAAUUUGAAAAUGAUGGUUCAGGUGGUGUACAGCCAACAGAUGGAGCAUCAACUUCAACAGAGAUACCUAUUGCUAUAGAAGAAACAGAUAAGUCUAACUCCCUCAUCACACAGACAGCUGCCUUGUCCUUAGAAGAUCCUGUAGAAUCAGUAAUCACUAACAUUCCUGCAGAACCUGAACAACCAGUUCCAGACAUUCAGGAGAAUAUUCCUAAUUCCACUCAACUGGUUUAUGAGGAAAACCAUGCUCCAGUCUCUCCCCCCAUAGCCAAACCAGUCACAACCCCGGACAUAAAGGAGGUUAAAUCUGUCUCCAACAAGCCUCAUUCUGCUCAGAAUGGAUUGGGUUCAUCUGGUAAGCCCCCUGUGCAUGAGCCUCAGAUUCUAAUCCCCAACUUCAAUAAAGGGAAGCACAUGCAGAAGCUGGCUGUUGACAUUACCGGUAAUCAUACUACUUUGUCCGAGAUAACCUUCAUGUCGGAUGAGAUUCAACCUAAUGUUGAUCCUCAGGAGCCAGUGGAAUUUGUGCCGGUUCCCAAAGCAGCUGUGAUCAUUCCACCUGCAGUCUCCCAGAGUGUUUCCCCAGUCAAUGUUCCUUUCAAAGCUUCCCCUCCUUCAAUUGUGGAGCCUCCAGUCCCAUCAGGAAACAAGAGCACUGCCUCCUCUUCAUGGGCAGCAAAUGGUGGGACAGUGGUAAUAGCUGGUGAUGGUGGGGUGGUGCCACCCAGUACUCCAUCAGUGGCCAGUCCUGCUCUUUCAGAAGUGAACAAGAAGGAGGCUGUGAUGCCCGAGAUGGCAGCCAGUGCCCAACCCGGUGGAGCUUGGGCUCAGAAGAAGAGCUGGUCCCAGUUGUUCAAGCCAUCCGAUGAAGGAGCAGCCAAGCAAGUGGCUUAUGUUGCACCCUUCAACCAGGAGACAGAGAAGCUUCGGGAGGAGGCAACAGAGAAGGCCCCUGACCAGCCUACAUCGGAAGUGGAUCUGGAUAAGGUCAAAAUUGGAGGCAUGUUACGAGAGUACAACCAAGACCAUCGCCAGGUUGCUCUACAGCCUCGAGGACUGAUCAACAAGGGAUAUUGGUGCUAUGUUAAUGCUCCUCUGCAAGCCCUGCUGGCCUGCCCUCCUUUCUAUAAUUUAAUGAGAAAUGUGCCCAACAUUGCUGGGCUCAAGAAGGGCAAAUCUUCAACACCAGUUCUGGAUAGCAUUGUGGAGUAUGUAAAUGAGUUCUCUGAUAUGGCUCCCAUGCUGAGGACAAGCAAGAAAGACAAGAACAAUUCAGCUGCACGCAAAGAACCAGAAAUAGUCAAUGGCCCACCAUUCGAACCUUCAUAUGUCUACAAGAUGUUGGCCUCCUUGAGUGGGGAAAUGUUCACUGAGGGUCGACAACAAGAUGCUGAAGAGAUGCUCUCCGUUGUCUUGAAUGGCUUGCACGAGGAGAUGGUGGAAGCCUUGAAGCUGGUAAAUGAGAAUACUGCAGCAUCAGCCAGCAAUUCAGUCAAUGGCUCCGUAAACGGGGAAAAUGUAUCAGACAAUGAGGAGGUGUCAGAUGAUGAUGAAUGGCAGGUAAUGGGCCCACGCAAAAAGUGCUGUGUGACCCGAAGGGCUCACUUCUCCCCAACCCCCAUUAGUGCCAUAUUCUGGGGGCAGCUUAGGUCUGUUCUUCACCAGGCAGGAGGUCAACCUACUGCUAACCUGCAACCAUUCACCACACUACCAUUAGAUAUUCAGUCUCCCAAGGUUGAGAGUGUUAGAGAUGCUUUAGAGCAGCUUGUGAGCCGUGAAGAGAUUCCAGAUUUUACAUGCUCAAAGACGAACCAGGAGGUGACAGUGUGCAAACAGGUAUUCCUGGAGCACCUCCCUCCAAUCCUAAUUCUGCAACUCAAGAGGUUUAUCUAUGACAAGGAUGGUGGCCUGCAGAAGAUCAUGAAGAAGGUCAACUUCCCCAUAGACUUAGAAGUUACCAAAGAAUUAAUGUCAACCAACAGUCGAGGGAAAUACUCGGCCCAACAGAAGAAGUACAAGCUCCUGGCUGUUGUAUACCAUGAUGGAAAGGAAGCCACUAAAGGUCACUACAUCGCAGAUAUAUAUCAUGGAGGUUACACCUGCUGGUUGAGGUAUGACGACAGUUGUGUGAAAGCUGUUCCAGAGGCCAGUGUCCUUCGCCAUGCCGCACCCAGGGUGCCCUAUCUCCUUUUCUACCGUCGUGGAGACACCAUGACAAGGCCAUCAACGAAGACCAAAUCUUGAGGACCUUGCUGAACAUUAAGAGGCCAGGACUUGCAGAUUCCUCCCAUGGGAGAGAAGCCCUUCAUCCUGAGGUCCAUGGUGUGCUCAGAUCAACCAUCUUGGGAAGGGAGAGUAUGGUUACCUGGCCCCACCUAUCCUUGGUAUGUUCUGUUCAAGCAGUGCCUGGAUUGCGGGAAAGGCAUGGAGUUACAGCAAGGACACCAAAAGUAGCCAGCAGCAUGAAGUUAACAAGUGUCCAUAAUCUGCUUAGCCUUUUGUACCCAAGGAAUGUUGAAUACUCAUGAUAAUGACAUUAGUUUAUUUUAAAGGAAAUUUAAACAUUUGAGGAUUAGUUCUUUGCGUCAAGUUUGUUAUAAACAAUAUAUAUCUCUAUAGUUAGUUUCACCAGACAAGACAUAGUAAUAGGUGUUUGUUGAUGAACAUCUCAAAGAUAGAUGAAAAGAAAACAAGAAGGAAGAGUCAUUGAAAAAAAUAUUGUGAGUGGAAAGAUAUUAACAUCAAAUGCAAAUGGAAAAAUGGAACUUGCUUUUUUCGUGAGCGGUUUUGUAAUAGCCAGAGAGAGUCAGAGCUAUUUACAAAUGACAAUGGACUCCAAGUGAAAGAGGUGUCAAGGGGUUUAUUCCUCUUUGUAGGCUUCCAUUAUUCGUUUGGAUGGAGAGUGGGAUGUGGUGUGACUUGAUUUAGAGAAUUACAUACCAUUGUUGACCAAAAAAAAAGAAAAAAAAGAAAAAAAAUUAAUAAAAAAGAAAAAAAAUGUGAUAACAGUGGCCAUGAGUUACACUGUUAAUUUGUGUGCUUGUAUGUCAUUGUGAUUGGGUCUCUAGGUAUAUUGUUGCAAAUUUUCAACUUUGGCUCUGGGUUACUGUUAAUGACAUGUGCCUGUCUUUAAAGUGUUCAGAUAUGGCCCACUUUGAAACAAUAAUAUAUAUUGAAUUAAAUGCUAUCAGUGUGACAGAUAUAUAUUGUGCAUCUGUCAAAUUUAUCUAGCUCUUUAAAAAAAAAAAAAAAAAAAAAAUAGGUAUAUACUAUUAUAAUCUUUGAAAAGUAAUGAAUUAAAAGAUGAUGACUUUAACAACUUUUAUGUCUUAAUGUUUUUUUUUUUUUAAUGUUUUUUUUUAUGUUGAUCUAACUAGAGAAAACAUUUUAUAAUAUUCAGAAGAGUAUAAAGAAAUAUCAGAUUGUUAGUAAGCCCUUGAGAAUGAACAACAAUUAUUGUUGAAUGUAUUAACUAACCAUAAGAAUUUUUUUUUUAUUAUUAUGAAAAUUCAUGGUUCUCAAUAUUUGUGCAACAUUACAUAUUUUAUGAAUUUCAAGGGUUUGGUUAUUUUUCACUGCAUUUUCAGUAUUUGAUUGAAAGAUUCAGAAUAGUUAUUUGAAGUAUUAUUUAGAUGCUUCCAGACCAGUUAGACAAACUCUUCAUUUGGGAGUGUUACAAGCGAAGUUAAGAAAAAUAUGGUGUUGAAAGGGAUCCCUGAACUCUUUCAAGAGGUUUUUUUUUUUUCUAGGACCAGAUCGUAAAAGGUGCCAUAGGGGCACAGGCCAAUUAUGGCCACCCAGAUGGCACAAUGCCUUCAUAUAAUGUAGAGAGAGAGAGAGAGAGAAGCUUAUAUUACUGUCCCUUUUCCCUCCAGAACUUACUAAGUGGCUGCCACAUUUCUAUCAUGCCGCCCAAGUCAUGUAACAAUUCUCACCUCUUGACUUCGUGUUUGCUCUGGACCUCGAGAGUCUACAAUGAAACCAGAUGUAAAGGAGGUCGUAGUUUUGUGUUUAUUCACCUCUGACCAGGAUUUUUUCCUCCUGUGACUGCUUCCCCCUCCCCCCUCCUUCCUCUCUCUUCUUCUGUUCCACGCAUAGUAUUUACCACUUCAGCAUGGGGGGUGGGGGGAAGCCAUAUAGAUGGGCUGGGUCAGGGCUUUGCUGUCUGUGGGGAAAAUUAUCAUCACUCUUUGUUAUAGAUAAUUUUUUUUAUUUUUACACUGAUUGGCUGUUCAAUACAAACUAGUCAAAGAAAGAAAGAAAAGGUAAAUAAACGAAAAUGUCUCCUAAGCGUAGACAGGAUUCUCAAAUUAGAAUAUGUAAUGGUAUGUAGCAUAUUGUUGUAGCUAAGCUUACUUAUUAUCUGUGAGAGGAAAACAAAAUCAAAAUUUUUAAGAGGAUUUUAAAAAAUGCAGUAAAAGCAAACAGAAGCAGCAGGAGCAGUAAUCAUAAAUAUUCAAGAUUUAUUUUAGACUAAAGCUACGUAUUACAUUUUCUAGCAAACUUUAUUUACUGAUUUACUUUAGUAUGUUGCAUUUCGCGUGAAACUGUUCACAACUUCCGUUUUUUUAACGGCUAGGAAUUGUUUUCCUCAUAAACAUAGGUUGCAUUUUAUUUUUUUAUUUUAUUUUUUUAAUUAUUAUUAUUAUUUAUUUAUUUAUAAUUUUUUUGUUUUAACUUUUUACUUUUUAGGUCCUAAUUGGGAGACAUAUUUACAGAUCUCCCAUAAUACAAAUGGAAAAUUUACUGUUAUUAUUAUUAUUAUUAUUAUUAUUAUUAUUAUUAUUAUUAUUAUUAUUAUUAUUAUUAUUAAUUAUUAUUAAUUAUUAUUACUACUACUAUUACUGUUAUUACCAUUACUAUUGUUAUUGAUAUUUUUGUUUGCAUUUUCUUUGUUAUUUUUGUGUAAUGCACACUUCAUAUUUAUUAUCUUUUAUUAUAUUAUUUUAAGGCUGACUGUUAUUUUUAAGCCAGUAUCCCAUGAGUAUUUGGCCAAAGUUGCUAGUAGUGUUUGUCUGUUGUGUUCCAAGGAUCCCUCUUUUUUUAAUUAUGUAGAAAAGAGAAGAAAAGAAAAGAAAAAAAAAAACCAAAAAAACUUAAAACUGAUGACUGUGUUGAGCCAAACCUGAGCCUAUUCCUAUUUUAUGAAGCCUGAAGCGAUCGUGUUGUCGUAGAUGGUGUAGAUAUCCCGUAUACUUAAUGAAGCGCAGUGCAUCACCUUAUUGAGAAGUUAUUGCAAGUUAAUGUUGGUGAUGGAGCGAGAGCUUGGCAAAAUGUGAAAUGAUUAUAACAGCUUGGAGGGAAUUUCACCCGUUUGAUCUCGUUUUAGAGUGUGAGAUGGGGCCUGAUGUGGUUCUUUGUGAUUUAUGGGUCAGGCCUCAUUUUCUUUUGUUCUGUUUCUAUCCUGUUACUUUUCGUUAAUAGAUACCUUAUAACUGAGCAAACUGUGUGUAUUUACAGAUCUCGCACAUUGCUUAUCAUAUUACACAUUACAUCAUACUGUGCACAUCACUCCAAACACAUCUCCCCAUGCAUACACUUUCUUAUAUACAUUGUGUAUAUAUGUGUAUGUGAUCUUUUGUUUUCUAUAAGUGUUUACACCUUUUACUUGUUUUAAUUUCUUUCUCUACCUAAUGGUUCUCAUGCAGCAAGCUUGAGAUACAGUUUGGCUAGAACCUUGUGUCUCAGGCAGUGGCCUUAACUGGCUGUGUGGUUCUGAAGAUUGCUUUGCAUCACAUGUAAGGAACUGCUUGUAUAUACAAUAAAUUGGCACUCUAGGUGUGCUUAAGUCCACUGCUAUCUGUACUUUUGUCUUUAACAAAGAGUCAAAUUCAGCAAUCACUUGCUUUUUUUCUUCCUUCGGAAAUGGUCAAUAUUAUCUCAAAAUCAGAUGUCCAUUGUUUAGAUUGAGGGCACAUCAGAUUAUAGAAUACAAUUUACAGAGAUAAUCUUCUGUUUACUCUCCAAAUCUUGGUCAACCUUCACUAGUUGAGUCGGUGAGCAGCAGCAGAUUGUCUUGAUCAGAAAUGCUUUUCUCUCCACAGUAAACAUGCCUUAACUACACAUACACUGAUGAAAAGUAUAUAUCGGCUCAAGGUAGGAACUCCUGUGGACAUCUAUGGAGUACAUUGAAAAACUAAACAAGAAUGUACAUAAUCAUCUGUACUUGACUGUAGGAUAAAUAGAUUGGCUGAUACGUGAUAUUGAGUUUCUGUUCAAGACACUUAUCCUGUUGUAGGAUAAUCUACACAACUGUGGUUUUCCUUUGAUGUCAGCAGGGUGGCAGUGUUUUUGCAUUUCCAUUUUAUCGGUUUACUAUUUUGUAUUAUAUAUUUUUUAUUUAUUAUACAUAUCUUUUUAGUUAGUUUAAUCAUUGGUUUACAUAUUUCAUGCACCUGUUCCUUGUCAUUCAUUUUGUAUUUGGAGGGGUCCUGUAUCUUCCAACUAUUGUAUUUGCUCAGAGGUGUGACUACUGAGAAUAUAUAAAUUGUCACACUAGUAAAACUUAGGUUAUUUUAAUUUGUUAUUUUUAUAUCUUUCCUUCAGCCUCUUCAUAUAUUUUAAUGCUUUGAUAUUCAGCAGUUGUAGUGUUUGAAAGUGUAAUUAAAACCUAAACUUACAAAAUGCACUGAAAAAAGGAAAUAAUGGUUAGGUAAUGUACAACUAUCUUUUCAAUAUUUUCUCUUGAGUCAUGUAGACCAUUACUGCUCAAAGAUAGCUUAAUUUAUUUUUAUUCCAGAUUCCAAAUAAAAAAUUACAUUUAGAUAAUGUAAAAGGAUAUAAAUAUGAA
Penaeus chinensis is the source of this 8633-nucleotide messenger RNA. RefSeq names its product nascent polypeptide-associated complex subunit alpha, muscle-specific form-like (gene Usp10). The record is from RefSeq and is a predicted model, not a curated record. Lineage: Eukaryota; Metazoa; Arthropoda; Malacostraca; Decapoda; Penaeidae. Gene Ontology annotation, biological process: regulation of autophagy; protein deubiquitination; DNA damage response, signal transduction by p53 class mediator. The transcript has 10 exons. Bases 116 to 4087 code for a protein of 1323 amino acids. Gene Ontology annotation, cellular component: cytosol; nucleus. Gene Ontology annotation, molecular function: cysteine-type endopeptidase activity; cysteine-type deubiquitinase activity.